UUCAACUCAAGGAUCCAGCAGCAUGAGCGCGAGAUGAGAUGCGUGUGAAUGAUAAAGCCUUGAUCAUAUCGCGUGUGGAAAGCCGAACUCACGAGUUUCCUGGUGAACAGAUGGCGGCGUCUGGUGAGCUUCGUGGCGCUGCUCAGGUGCGCGCUUUGUGUUCAACACGGAGACAAAUAAGUGCAGCUCAGAGGCGCUCGCGCACCUGGACGAGCCACGCGCACGCAGUCAUGCUGCUACUCGCCGCUUGAGAAACGCUGGCGCUACUUGCGGAUCCUUGCUCUUGUUUUGGGACAGGAGAAUUCACCCCAGCGCUAUUCGAUACGUUUUAAGAUAUUGGAGACGUUUUUUGUUUGUUUGGGACAUUUUGACGGGGCACCGAUGGAGAGGUGGGUGUUGUUUCUCGUGCUGGCGUGCAGCGCUGCUCACUCUGUGCGUUCAGGAUGUGAGAACCAUGUAUGUAAUCCUCGUAUGGGCAACCUGGCCACGGGGCGUCCCAUGCUUACAGACACACAGUGCGGCUCCGCUACACCAGAGUACUUAUGUAACUAUGAUGUUGGCAGCUGUGUACCACGGUGUGAAGUGUGCCACCGUCAUGCUCAUCCACCCACCUUCAUGACCGACUCAUCCUUCACACAGCCACGUACAUGGUGGCAAUCAGCCGGAGAUGCUAUCACUGAAACAUUGCAGUUGGACCUAGAGGUGGAAUUUUACUUUACACACUUGAUUGUGAUCUUUCACUCACCACGUCCUGCAGCCAUGACUGUGGAAGGUUCACAGGAUUUUGGGCAUACAUGGCGCACCCUGCACUUAUACGCCCACAACUGCAGCUCCUGGUUUGGACUCAAGGAUGGCUUUAGCUGCACUGAAAAAUACUCAUCACCAAGGCCAUGUAGUGGUGGGGAGGUUAUAUAUCGUGUUCUGUCUCCCUGGGGCAAAUUAAACCCCUACAGCACAGAGGCUCGUGCCCAGCUUGGCAUCACCAAUCUCCGUGUCCGCUUGUUGCAGCCCCAGCCAUGCCCAUGCCAACUCAAAGAGAGCAAUACCGGCUUCAGUACUGUUCCCUAUGCCAUCUCUGACUUCAUCCUGAAGGGAGCCUGCUUGUGCCAUGGCCAUUCUGAUCAGUGUGUGCCAGCCAGCGGCUACCAGGCCACACCCAAUCGUGGCCACAAUGUGGUGCAUGGCAAGUGUGUGUGUCGGCAUCACACAGCAGGAGAUCACUGUGAGAGAUGUGAUCGUCUCUAUAAUGACCAACCUUGGAGACCAGCAAGUGGCCUAAAUGGAGAAGCUCACCAGUGUGCCAAGUGCAAGUGUAAUGGACAUGCAGAGAGCUGCCACUUUGACCGAAGCUUGUGGUUGCUUUCUGGUCAGAAAAGUGGAGGUGUGUGUCACUGCUUGCACAACACAACAGGUCGACACUGUCAGCAGUGCCAGUUAGGCUUUUACAGACAUCCAGAGAGACAACUGACCGCUGUCAACACCUGUACAGCUUGUUUGUGCGAUCAUGUUGGAACUGAGAGUUGUAACCCUGCUAAUGGGGACUGUACCUGCAAGCCUGGUGUGGCCAGUCCGCUGUGUGACAAGUGCAUGCUGGGAUACUGGGGUUUCAGUGAGUAUGGCUGCAGACCUUGCCACUGUGCAGGUGACUGUGAUCCAUACACUGGAGACUGCAUGACGGGGUCAGAUCAUGUUCACAACAACACCUUAUUUCGACUGGAGGAACUUUUUUCUGCUAUGAACUUCCAAGAGAAAUGUGACUGUAAGCAACAGUCUCUUAGGAACAAGAAAAUCUUCUGCAUUAUGAAAUAUACCUAUGCUUUAAAGGUAAGAGUGUUGGCAGCACAUGAUAAAGGCUCUCAUGCUGAGGUGGAUGUUAAAGUUCUGAAGGUGCUGUGGAGCAGCUCCACCCUCAGGUACAUGCAAGGUACUGUCACUCUCUAUCCAGAAUCCUGGACCAUUCGUGGCUGUACCUGCCCUGUACUGUACCCAGGGAAGGAAUAUCUAGUUGCUGGGCACCACGAUGUGAAGAAAGGUCAACUUCUAGUCAACAUGAAGAGUUUAGUGAAGCCAUGGAGAGCCAAUCACAGUCGUCGAGUGCUACAACUCCUUAAAACUAAAUGCACCUGAGUCAGAUAACUAGUGUGGACAAGGAAAAAGAAACAGAAAAAGAGACAAGGGAGGAGAGACGUUGUGUGUCACUUGUGUGUGAGAGAUGAGGUCGGUUAUGAAUGUCUGUUGUACAGAAUGUGUAUUCUUUAAAUGUACAUAAUAUAAUGUAUGAAAUUUUGUAUCUUUUGGAGUAUGUACAUAAAAUGCCAUUUGUAUAUAAUGUACGAUGAGAAUAUUCUCAAUAAAUGCAAUAGAAAAUGCCUUAGGACAGACAAAGGACUGACACUUUUUGGAAUUAUAUCUUCUAAGACCAUGUUUUAUGGAAAAUACCAACUUUGAUGAAACUACUGGCAGAAUAUUCUUUAAAUAAAUUGCUUCAGUUGGA
Tachysurus vachellii is the source of this 2494-nucleotide messenger RNA. It is a transcript of the gene ntn4, whose product is annotated as netrin 4. The coding region runs from base 382 to 2127 and encodes 581 amino acids. Gene Ontology annotation, biological process: basement membrane assembly; substrate adhesion-dependent cell spreading; cell migration. The record is from RefSeq and is a predicted model, not a curated record. Lineage: Eukaryota; Metazoa; Chordata; Actinopteri; Siluriformes; Bagridae. Gene Ontology annotation, cellular component: laminin trimer. The transcript is spliced from 10 exons. Gene Ontology annotation, molecular function: protein binding.